GAUGUCUUUAAAUGGUGUGUUUUCCUAGGUAGAAAUAUGGGCAUUUGCUUGCCCUAUUGACCCCCAGGCCCCAAGUUAGUACUGGCCUUUGUUUUGACUUUUGGGUACUUGAUUUCAAUGCUCAUUCAUUGAUCCUUUCUCCAUCCCAAUGCCAAAGACAGUCUCACUUCUCAAUGCCUAGAACAAUAUAAGCCUCUUCUCCCAAAACUUUGUCUAUAUUCUCAAGUCCUUAGCUUCAAGAAAAAUGGGAAAGAGCAUCUCGUUCUUCAUAUUGGUAUUUCUUUUACUCUCAACUGCAGAAGCCAGCAGACCCAUAUCAGCCAACACCCACCUCGCUUCAUCUCCUGAGGAAUCAGACAUCAGUGAUGAUGGAUAUUGUUCUGGAUUAGAAAGUGAAGAAGAGUGCUUGAUUAGGAGGUUUAUGGCUGAACAUACAGACUACAUCUAUACUCAAGACAUGACUGGACCUUGAUUUUUUUAAUCUUAUUUUAGUUUCUUUCUGUUUCUGCUUUUGUUUACCCAUUAUCUAUGUGUAAUAGUUUUGAGAUGAAUAUCCUUUGAUGGGGGAAAUCCAAUCUAAUUCUGUUUUUAUUAUUGA
Hevea brasiliensis (rubber tree) is the source of this 598-nucleotide messenger RNA. Its product is annotated as phytosulfokines 3. The transcript is spliced from 2 exons. Gene Ontology annotation, molecular function: growth factor activity. The coding region runs from base 245 to 472 and encodes 75 amino acids. The record is from RefSeq and is a predicted model, not a curated record. Gene Ontology annotation, biological process: cell population proliferation. Lineage: Eukaryota; Viridiplantae; Streptophyta; Magnoliopsida; Malpighiales; Euphorbiaceae. Gene Ontology annotation, cellular component: extracellular region.